This is a messenger RNA of Anguilla rostrata (American eel), 1227 nucleotides long. RefSeq names its product PARK2 co-regulated (gene pacrg). The coding region runs from base 142 to 834 and encodes 230 amino acids. NCBI's taxonomy places the organism in Eukaryota, Metazoa, Chordata, Actinopteri, Anguilliformes, Anguillidae. The transcript has 5 exons. Gene Ontology annotation, cellular component: vesicle; cytosol; neuron projection. Gene Ontology annotation, molecular function: Hsp70 protein binding; Hsp90 protein binding. The record is from RefSeq and is a predicted model, not a curated record.
AGUAUAUCCUUAGCAACCUAACAUAGGCGCUGUAAUGUUGCGGUGUGAAUACCCAUGCUAGCGAACGUUAGCGACGUAGGAUAACUGUAGGUUAUAACUUUUUCUGUGUGCUUAGUAUUUUAUAUUGAUAUUGGUUCUCCCAUGAGCGCAAAAAUGAGAACUGUCAGCACACCUACUGGCAAGCGUCAGGAAAAAACUGAAGGCUUUACAGUCAAGUCGACCAUGAAGAACUCUGUGGUCACGGGCCCCCCCGUGGCGGGGGCGUUCCGGGAGCGGCCGUCCAAACCCACGGCGUUCCGCAAGUUCUACGAGCGCGGAGACUUCCCCAUCGCGCUGGAGCACGACACCAAGGGCAACCGCAUCGCCUGGAAGGUGGAGAUCGAGAAGCUGGACUACCACCACUACCUGCCGCUGUUCUUCGACGGCCUGCGUGAGACGGUGCACCCCUACGAGUUCUUCGCCCGCCAGGGGGUCAACGACAUGCUGGAGCACGGGGGCCCCAAAAUCCUGCCCGUCAUCCCCCAGCUCAUCAUCCCCAUCAAGAACGCCCUGAACACCCGGAACAGGCAGGUGAUCUGCACCACCCUGAAGGUGCUGCAGCACCUGGUGGUGUCCGGAGACAUGGUGGGGGAGGCGCUGGUGCCGUACUACCGGCAGAUCCUGCCCAUCCUCAACAUCUUCAAGAACAUGAACAUUAACUCUGGCGACGGGAUCGACUACAGCCAGCAGAAGCGCGUGAACGUGGGGGACCUGAUCCAGGAGACGCUGGAGGUGUUCGAGCGCUACGGCGGCGAGGACGCCUUCAUCAACAUCAAGUACAUGGUUCCCACCUAGAGUCCUGCCUGCUCAACUGAGGAGCCCCGAAAUCUGCACCCCACCCCCCCGCAAUGAGCGCUGGACCCCGAAAUCUGCACCCCACCCCCCCCCCCCAAUGAAGCGCUGGACCCCGAAAUCCCCCCCCGCAAUAAACCCCGCACCCCGAAAUCUGCACCCUCACAAUGAAAUGCAAGGGCCCAGCAAUCUGCACCCCAUUUAUGAACUGAGGGAAGCUGUACCUCCUGUGUCCCACAAUGCACCACCCUUUCACUAAGUCACCUCCACAAAGUCGUCGUCCUCUCAACGCCACAGCGCACACGAGCUUCCUGCCCUGAAACACUUUGAAUACUUUGCAUUUGAUUUUCUGAAGCAAAAAAAAGAAAUAAAGAAAUAAAAGCUGACAGCAAAGCA